AUGACUUCACCUAAUAUUGCUAUUCCUAAAGAAGAUGACAAAGGAAGACUAUUAGAAGCUAGUUAUGUUCAAGAUGUUUAUGAAAAUAUUGCAGAACACUUUGACAAGACAAGGUAUUCUCAAUGGAAAGCAGUAAAUGAAUUUUUAAGUUCUCUUCAACCUUACUCACUUGUUUAUGAUAUUGGUUGUGGAAAUGGAAAAUAUCUUAUUAGAGAGGAUAAUCUUAUUAAAAUUGGUAGUGAUUUAUGUUUUAAUCUCUGUCAAAUUGCCAGUAAUAAGGGAUGUCAAGUUUUACAAGCAGACAUCUUAAAGCUUCCCUUUUUAUCAGAAUCAGCAGAUGCCGUUAUAUCCAUUGCCGUAAUUCAUCAUCUAUCAACUAAUACCCGUAGACAAGAAGCUGUAAGACAAAUAGCUAAAAUUUUAAAAGUAGGUGGAAGAGGAUGCAUAACAGUGUGGGCUAUGAAUCAAAAAGGUUCAAGAUAUGAAAUUAUGCGGUCAAAUAAAAUUGAUGAAGAAAUAAUAGACAAUAAAGAAGAUGAAAGUGAUGACAUUUUACGUAUUCAUAGUGGUAAACAAUUUAAACAACAAGAUAUGUUAGUUCCUUGGAAAAAAGAUGGAGAUAACCAAUUUUUAAGAUAUUACCAUGUGUUUGUUGAAAAUGAGUUAGAAAAUCUUAUACAUUCUGUUGAAGGUUUAAAAGUUCAAGAAUGUAUACUAGAACAAGGAAAUUGGAUAGUUAUUUUUGAAAAAGUUUUUUAA
Messenger RNA from Strongyloides ratti, 759 nucleotides. RefSeq names its product Alkylated DNA repair protein alkB homolog 8. The coding region runs from base 1 to 759 and encodes 252 amino acids. The record is from RefSeq and is a predicted model, not a curated record. The transcript has a single exon. Lineage: Eukaryota; Metazoa; Nematoda; Chromadorea; Rhabditida; Strongyloididae. Gene Ontology annotation, biological process: tRNA wobble uridine modification. Gene Ontology annotation, molecular function: tRNA binding; S-adenosylmethionine-dependent methyltransferase activity. Gene Ontology annotation, cellular component: cytoplasm; nucleus.